ACUCUGAAGUGGCUCAGAGAGACAGACAGACUGACUCUGAAGUGGCUCAGAGAGACAGACAGACUGACCCAGUGAUGCUCAAGUCCACGUUGUGAUCCUCCAGGAGUAUUCUCUUCACUGACAUGAGGAAGCGUUCUCUCACAACCCCUGACUGAAGGACUGACCCCAGGAAAACUGACAGCUCAUAGCAGGUCUUUUAGAUCUGAGACUUUAGAAUUCUCUUGACGUCUGACUGUCAGGGGUCAGGGGAACGGCCCCGUUAAAAGGGACUUUUGAGUUUCUGUAGAUCUGCGGUUAGACUCUAAGACAUCAUUGCUUUCUUCUGUUGAUUCUGACUGUUUGUCCCGUGCGCUCGGUGGAAGCCCCCGGAAACGUUCCUCAUGGCUUGCUACUACAUCGUCAUCAGCUCUACUCACCUCAGCAACGGACACUUCAGGAACGUCAAGGGAGUUUUCCGCGGCCCCCUCAGCAAGAACGGCAACAAGAACUUGGACUAUGCGGAGAAGGAGAGGUCGACGACCAUGGCCAAAGCCUUGGAGGACCUGAAGGCCAACUUCUACUGUGGUCUGUGUGACAAGCAGUAUUACAAGCACCAGGAGUUUGACAACCACAUCAACUCUUAUGACCACGCUCACAAACAGCGGCUGAAGGAGCUGAAGCAGAGAGAGUUUGCCCGGAACGUGGCCUCUAAGACCAGGAAGGAUGAGCGGAAACAGGAGAGAGCACUCCGGAGGUUACAUGAGCUGGCCGAACAACGCAGAGAGGUCCAAUGUGCACCAGGCAGUGGCCCGAAGUUCAAGUCUACUACUGUAGCAGUGGAGGCCAGUUUCAGAGAGAGCUGUACCGAUGGACUGUCAGAAGAGACCCACAACUCCACAGUGCUGGAGACAGGGACCCACAACCACACCACCAGCACCAGCACUGGUGUGGCCUCCAACAGCAAGACCCAGCAGACACUGUACUGGCCCUACAACGGCAAGGCCAAGAAACAAACUUACAAAAGGCACAAAAUCGCCUUCUCAUUCUCCUUCCCAAAGAAAGCAUCGGUGAAGCUGGAAUCCGCAGCGGCGGUGUUCUGUGAGAACACAGAGGAGGGUUCCAAAGAACGUAUCAGGACACAGAAGCUCAGAAUUCCCCUCGUUGAGAUGAACAUCCCCGUUUCACCCACUGCAGAGGAGAAAGGACGGGGUUUUGGGGGUGUGGAGGCUAUUGGCACUCAGCCUGGUGAUCUCAGCCCAAACAGUGUUUGUGAGGGGAGCCAGAGGUCAUCAGAUACACUGUCCAGGUCUGACAUCCCCAUGCCACCACCGGCCUCACAUCUGUGUUCUGUGCUAGUUAACUCUGAGGAUAUGGCCAGACCUUAUGUGUCCUCUGUCUCCCAAUUACCUGCCUCCCCUUGUCGCAUUCCCACAGACGACCCAGACACAGUACUAGAUACACAGAACUCUGAGGAAACUCAGAUAAAGAGCCCAACAGAGGCCGAGCCGGAAACAAGCAAACACCAACAAGAUCAUGUAGUAGAAAGGAGUGUCUCGGGGGAAGAAAACUCCUCCAUUAGCAGUUCCUCUUCAGAGGUCAUCGCCAGUUCUGAUGGUCCCCCUGAGAACCACUCCUCCUCCUCUCAGUUCUCUCAGUCCUCUCAGUGUCCUGGGACUGUAAGAGAGGAAGAGGAAGGAGAAGACAUUACGGCGAUGAAGACCCUGUCGUGUCCUUUCACCAAGCCCAUCCAGCCGUUCUUCUCUGUGCUCAGCAGAGAUGGAAACACUGUUCUCCAGUGGCCUUCAGAGAUGCUGACCUUCACCAGGACAGAGCCCCGUCUCACCUACAGUUGCAACCCCCUCCAUUUUGACUUUAAGGCCUCGCAUCUUUCGCAGAGCAGGGCGAAGGUUAGCGUCGGUGACAGUCAGAGUAAGACGGAGCUGAGGUUAUCUGAGGCGUUGUGUUUCGGCUCAACCUCUUUCUGUUCUGAGGAACCAACAGACAACAAGCACGACAAAGAUGGCUACUCAAGGCCAGACCAUCACAGCCAUGAUGAUGUCAUCAGAGACGACAGGGAGGCAGCGGAGAGGAAGGGUUGUCUCAUAUGUGAGCACCACAUGAGUGACACAGACACAGACAGCUGCAGCUUGCGACUGAAGAGACACAGCAGUGUCUACAGCAGCUGUACAUCUAGUAGUCAGUCAAAAAGUCAGACUCAUUCUGGCCAGAGAGCAGCGGGCGGCGAGAAAUGGAAAUCCAGAGACAGAUGCCAUUACAGGAGCCACAAGAAGAGGAAGAGAAGGAGGAGAGGAGGGGAUGAGGAGGAGGAAGAGAAGCACGGAGCGAGGGAGACGGAUGGAGGUGUGGAUAGCAAUGCGGAGAAAUGCAACAAAUUCCAGAGACAGUCUGAGUGUUGGGAAGGACUUGAUAGCCAAUUUAGAGGCCCCACUUCACAGCCAUUAGAGAAGUCAAAGCAAUCACCUCAAAAUCAGGCUGACAGCGGCCACGCUGCUCCCUCUGCCGCUGAGGACAGGGAGAGAGAGAGGGUGAAGAGAGAUAGGGAGGAGAGAGAGAGGGAAGAGAGAGAGAGUAAGAGAGAUAGGGAAGAGAGAGAGAGAGAGAGGGAGGAGAGGGAGUGGGAGAAGGAGAGAAGCAGACAGGAAACAGCAGGCAUGGUAAACGGAUCAGUGGGCAGCCUCAGCCUCUCUGAUGAGGGCGCCACGAAUUCUGAAAAGGUGUUCGGGAGCGACGGCAGAAGAGACCCAGUCGAUCCUUCAACAGAACAGAGAAACGCUGCAGGAUACGGCUCACAGAGCUCACAGAGCCACGACAACCCCUGCCCAGAGAACCCUGCUGGGGCUGUUAGACAAAACCCAACCAUGGUGAUGACACAUCUGUCACCACAAAGCCCAAGGACCAUUACCCAAAAAGCAAGCAUGACAAAAUCCCUUUCACCAGAGAGCUGUGCUGAAGACUGUUGUAUCGGCCAAUCCUUGAGAAGGAAACGGAGAGCAUCAUCUUUGGUUGAUAAAGAUGAGCAGGGUCCUGACCAUCAGGGCCCAUGCACCCAGUGUCAGUCACCUGUAAUGGUAGAGCCCAAUGGGCCAGAGGGUUCAAUGGGUGAGGAGGGGUCCUCUUGGUCUGGCUGUGUUUCCUGUGGUGGGAAGGGGAGACUGAGGAAGAGACAGAGAGGGUCCAGUUACGCUCCUCUCAUCUCAGACCCUCCUGUAGGUCACAGUGUUCACAUCUCAGACCCUCCUGUACGUCACAGUGUUCACAUCUCAGACCCUCCUGUAGGUCACAUUGUUCACAUCUCAGACCCUCCUGUAGGUCACAGUGUUCACAUCUCAGACCCUCCUGUAGGUCACAGUGUUCACAUCUCAGACCCUCCUGUAGGUCACAGUGUUCACAUCUCAGACCCUCCUGUAGGUCACAGUGUUCACUUCUCAGACCCUCCUGUAGGUCACAGUGUUCACAUCUCAGACCCUCCUGUAGGUCACAGUGUUCACAUCUCAGACCCUCCUGUAGGUCACAGUGUUCACUUCUCAGACCCUCCUGUAGGUCACAGUGUUCACAUCUCAGACCCUCCUGUAGGUCACAGUGUUCACUUCUCAGACCCUCCUCUGGAUGUGCUGUCUGGUGGCAGAUGUAAGCUGAACGUCCAGAGUGAGAAUCUAGUGAAUACAGCCGUAGAAUACCCUGUGCUAAAAGGUCCACUUGCCAGCUGUAGUGCCCUGAGUCAGCCGGCUGUAGAGCACAGCUGCAGUGCCCUGAGUCAGCCGGCUGUAGAGCACAGCUGUAGUGCCCUGAGUCAGCCGGCUGUAGAGCACAGCUGUAGUGCCCUGAGUCAGCCGGCUGUAGAGCACAGCUGUAAGUCAAUGGGAGGCUCUCCUCUGCUCCAGAUUCAGAACAACGUUCCCAGCGUGAAAGAAGAUUGUUCCUCCUCUCCCUCUCAACCUGAGCCUGUACACUAUCCCCCAAAUCCCCCAGAAAUAAUCGGUGUUACUAAUGAAAACAAAAACAUCACAGUUUGCCUCCCAAACUCUCCCACUGUCUCUCUCCCGAUCAUGUUACGUCAUCUAGGAAUGGACAACAAUGGACACGAUUGUAUAACAAGACAAACCAUGACAGUGGCAGCUCAUGUCAGCCCACUGGGUGUGAGAGAGAUUCCCCCGCCAUUCAUCCCUCCACCGAUGUUUCAGAUACAGAAGGCGAGUCUGGACAUGUCCUUUCAACACAGUCCCCAGAGCUACCCCCACCACCAAAGGUGUCACAGCCCCCAGCCUCCCCAGGGUAAUACCCAGCAUCAGAGGUGUCAUCCUGGGGUUAGGGUUCAGGAGGAGAGAGGGAUCAGGGAGGGCCCUGACAUUACAGGCAGCCCUUGUAGUCCCUAUCAUAGACCAGCUAGCCCCUACCACAACCACAGACCUCCAAGUUUCCAUCCGCAGCACCCGUCUGAUGGCAUGGAGAAACACCACUGUCUCGUUCAGAUCCAGACCCAUAGACACAUCAUCCAUCAACGUCAGCAGCACCAGGUGUUCCCAGAGAAGAUGAAGCCUGUCCUGCCUGGGUCUCCUGUCCCCAUGUCCUCCUCCUGUCCUGCCAUGCUCCACCCCGUCCACAUGUCUCCCAUGCCUAGUGGGUCCAUCACCAUCCGACACACCAUCCGACACCACCAGCACCACCACCAUGCAGUCUUCCUGCCCCCUCACCUCCUGCCCCCUCACCUCCUGCCCCAUCACCUCCAGCCCCCUCUCUUCCCCCAGGUCCUGCCAGGCCCAGUCAGCCGCCUGCCUAUUGGAGCAGAGAUGUGUACCUCUGGACCGCCUCCAUUUGUUACCUCAACAACGCAUCUCUCUGUGGUGGCCCCGCCCAGUUUACACCACCACCCAAUGGCAGUGACGUUCCACGCCAUGCCCCGCCCAACCAUGUUCCCUGCCUCCAUGCUUCAGUCACAUUCACAUCCCACCGUCAUCCCACUGCAGCCCAUGUUUUAAGACAUCACAUCCCACUGCAGCCCAUGUUUUAAGACAUCACAUUAACAUUGCAGCCCAUGUUUUAAGACAUCACAUCCCAUUGCAGCCCAUGUUUUAAGACAUCACAUCCCAUUGCAGCCCAUGUUUUGAGACAUCACAUCCCAUUGCAGCCCAUGUUUUAAGACAUCACAUCCCAUUGCAGCCCAUGUUUUGAGACAUCACAUCCCAUUGCAGCCCAUGUUUUAAGACAUCACAUCCCAUUGCAGCUCAUGUUUUAAGACAUCACAUCCCAUUGCAGCCCAUGUUUUGAGACACCACAUUCCAUUGCAGCCCAUGUUUUGAGACAUCACAUCCCAUUGCAGCUCAUGUUUUGAGACAUCACAUCCCAUUGCAGCCCAUGUUUUGAGACAUCACAUCCCAUUGCAGCUCAUUCAAUCAUAUAUUUUAUGUUUUGCUUCCAACGAAGCAAAGAAACAUUUCUUUUAAUUUCAGCUAGUACUUUUUUCAUGUCGUUUUGUCAUUAUCUUCAUGUAACAUCCAAACCUGUUUUAGCAAUGGAAAGGCUUCUGUAGUAUUCAGAGUGAUAAGUGCUUUUCACUCAUACUCUAUUAGACAGAAAUAUUUCCUUUCGAGAGACAAUCAAGCAUAACUAAAGAAUUAGGACGUGUGCACAUUUAAAACCAGUCCGAUGUAGGUACUGUCUGAGGCAGAUUCAUUAUUAAAGUCUGCGGUAUUCUAUAGUCUGUAUUUUUUGCUAGUGAAGUGCUUCAAUAGUCUACCUUCAGGGCAUUUAAUGCAAUACUAGUUCAAUUAAACGUGAAGACACACAAUAAAGUACUGUAUCUGGUGCAACAGUACGUUUCGAUGAUGUUCACUCUAUAUUCAUUUUUGCUUUCCUAAAUGAUGACAAUUCAUUCAUGUAACAUUUACCCCUGAAUUGGUCCAUGUACUACGGUAUUCCAAAGCAUUUAUUUAAUGUAUUUGUAAGGUUUUACCCGUCUGACUAUAAAAAAUCAUUUGGCCACUCUAUUUUACAGCGUCCCUCCUCAGUUUCUGACGCAGCCAAGAAACAUAGCUAUAUGUCAGGUCUGGUGACUACAAUGUUAAAUGUCUUUAUUUUUGACAUAGUGAGACCCUUCUGAUUCUGAAGUAGGAUAAUAGCAUAGAAAAAUGUCUAAUGAACUUUAGAUUUAUUUUGUAUAAAAAUGUCCAAGUCGUCUUUAUGAUCACGUAAAACCCUGAUUUUAUAUGUAAACCUGGUUACCAAGUGGUUCCUAGCCUCUCGAUGGGUCUUCUUCAUGUUGCUCUAAUACAGUAGAUAUACACUCCCCUACAUAUUUAUUUGGACAGUGAAGCUAUAAUUUAUAUUUGUCUCUAAACCGCACCAUUUUGGAUUUGAGAUUUUUAAAAAAAACAAGUUUUAAGCGAGGCAAUAGUCCAGAAUGUCACCUUUUAUUUGAGGGUAUUUUCAUACUGUUUAGAAAUGAAUGCAUUUUGAUGUACUGUGUCUAAUCCCUCUAUUUGAAGGUGUCAUAGGUAUUUGGACAAAUUCACUUAAAGUGUAUUACAUUUAGUCAAAAGAAUGUAUGAAUGUAUUUUGGAGUGACUUUUAUUGUAAAUAAGAAUAGAAUGUGUUUCUGAACACUUCUACAUUAAUGUGGACGUUACCAUGGUUACAGAUAUUCAUGAAUGAAUCAUGAAUCAUGGUGAGUAAGAAUGUUACAGAGGCACAAAGAUCAUACCCCCCCCAAAACAUGACAAUAACAGGGAGGUUAACUUUCUCACUCAUCGAUUAUUCAUGAUUCAUUCAUGAUUAUCUGUAAUCAUGGUAGCAUCCACAUUAACGUAGACAUUUUCAGAAACAUGUUCUAUUCUUAAAGUGACCAGAAUUACACAAUACAUUGUUUUACCAUUCAUUUCUACUGGCCACAGCAUAUUCCGAAACCACAACCAAAACAAACAGCAAAUGCAUCCAACAAGUUUAUAGAGCCACAAGCUUAAUGUAGUCAUUGCAUGCUAGGAAGAUGGGACCAAAUACUAAACUUUUGACUAAAUUGGAUACAAUUUAAGUGAAUUUGUACAAAUAAUGAUGACACCUUCAAAUGGAGGGACUAGAUACAUAAAGUGCUUUAAUUUCUAAACGGUAAAACAGAUAUAUAUGAAAAUAGUGUCAGAUAAAAGGUGACCUUCUGUACUGUCGCCUCAUAUAAGACAAAUUAAAAGUAAUACAUUUCAUCUAUAGAGACAAAUUAAAAGUGAUAGCUUCACUGUCCAAAUAAAUACGUAGGGGAGUGUAACUGUUGCUGGGGUGAAAAACUGUCCUACCAUUCUGUGAUAUAAUUAAUUCCACUUGCUCUGAGAAAAAAAUUACAUGUUGUAAAUUAGACAUAUUUAUAAUCCACUUGCAGGAUUUAUUGUAAGAUACAGUUCUGUUUUUAUAGUACCCUGAUGUAUUAUUAUCAGUAUUCAACUAUGUUUUUACUAAAAUUGUGUCAACAGAAUGGUGUUGAAGUCAAAUUAAAUAAAUUAAACAGAUAUAAAAUAUU
Molecule: messenger RNA, 7501 nt
Organism: Coregonus clupeaformis (lake whitefish)
Lineage: Eukaryota; Metazoa; Chordata; Actinopteri; Salmoniformes; Salmonidae
Product: zinc finger protein 804A
Exons: 5
Coding region: 381-4976 (1531 amino acids)
Cellular component (GO): nucleus
Source: RefSeq, a predicted model, not a curated record